Molecule: messenger RNA, 767 nt
Organism: Oryza sativa Japonica Group (Japanese rice)
Lineage: Eukaryota; Viridiplantae; Streptophyta; Magnoliopsida; Poales; Poaceae
Source: RefSeq, a predicted model, not a curated record
AGCAACCACUACACCGGCGCCGCUGCUGCUGAACCAUAGGAGUACUACGCAGACGCAGACGCAGACGCAGACCAAGAAGAAAUACAAUACACUAGCUACCAUGGCCGCUCUUUCCUCUGCCGCCGUCACCAUCCCUUCCAUGGCCCCCUCCGCUCCCGGGCGGAGGAGGAUGAGAUCUUCGCUGGUCGUGCGCGCCUCGCUCGGCAAGGCAGCCGGCGCGGCCGCAGUGGCCGUGGCCGCCAGCGCCAUGCUCGCGGGCGGCGCCAUGGCGCAGGAGGUGCUUCUCGGCGCCAAUGGCGGCGUGCUGGUGUUCGAGCCGAACGACUUCACCGUCAAGUCCGGCGAGACCAUCACGUUCAAGAACAACGCCGGCUUCCCUCACAACGUGGUGUUCGACGAGGACGCGGUUCCGAGCGGCGUCGACGUGUCCAAGAUAUCGCAGGAGGAGUACCUCAACGCCCCCGGCGAGACCUUCUCCGUCACGCUCACCGUCCCCGGCACAUACGGCUUCUACUGCGAGCCGCACGCCGGAGCUGGGAUGGUCGGCAAGGUCACCGUCAACUAAUUAUUCUUUCUUCUCAAUCUAAAUAUGCCUCCUACGGCUCUAUCCUAUAUAUAUAUAUAUCGAUUUGUCCAUCGCGAAUAUACUACGUACCGAUGAUCUGUUCCUCAGUUUUCUCUUGUGUGUAUGCAAGUGUGUAUCAAUUAUCAAUAGCAAUGAGACGAACAAUUCAACGAUAUAUUAUCUAUGUUGAUGAUUUGUGUCA